AUGGGCCACUCUCCAGGCACUUGCCCAGAAGAAUGGUCAACCUACAAAGGGAAAUAUCUGUGGACAGAGACUAAUCCUGCUAGCACAACUGAAUUAAGAUGUGUGAAAAAUUCUAAGCACUCUGCCACCAGGAGUUGCAGGAUAAAUAUUAAGAGUGGGAAAGCUUAUUGGGAAAGACCAAAUAUGACACAAUGUAAAUUGCUGGAAGAACUUCCAAAUAAUAUUGUGGGUCUUAAAAACAUCAUCAUAACAGAAGAAAAUGCAGAGGAUGUUGCAGAGCACCUUUUAAAUCUGAUGAAAAACUUUACUAAAUUGGAUGAGGUAGAAACUGAGGUUGUUGUAAACAAAGUCUCUGCUAUUUCAAAGUGUGAUGAGAUAAGCAAGCCACUUGCUGUGACUACAUUAAAAAUACUGAACUCCCUUUUGCUGAAAGAAAUAGAUACACAGGGCUUGCAAACAGUCACCAAUAGAAUCUUAAGGACAACUGAAGAGAUAGGUUUCAAGAUGCCUUAUACUGAGAGAAAUGAAACAGUAGUAUUGGCUGUACUGGCUUUGGCUGUGAUACGUCCAGAUCCCAGUGGUUUCCAAGGAGCAGCCAUUGGUGUUACCUCAUAUAAGAAAGGCACUGAUCCCACGAUUGAUAUACGUGAAAAACCUUUUAAAAAGGCCUGUGCUGCUGUGUUUUUGCCAAGAUCGCUGAGGAACUACUUGGGGAGCCAAUCUUUAGAUCCAGAACAUCAUUCAAAGAUUCAGUUUAAUUUUUUUGGAACAACUUCGUUCUUUGUGGAUGCCAGUUGGAGUAAUGAAAAGUUGAACACCUAUGUUGUGAGUGCCAGCAUUGAAAAUGUAUCAAUUCACAACCUCAGUGAGCGAGUGAAUAUUAUUCUACAGCAUAUAGAACCAAAUACGGACAAUGCCCCAGUGCACUGUGUUUUUUGGGACUUUAUGAAGAACAAUGGACUGGGUGGUUGGAAUACAUCAGGGUGUGAAGUGAAACACAGAGAUAUGUAUUACACAAUCUGUUAUUGUAACCAUCUCACCCAUUUUGGAGUGUUGCUGGACUUAGCCCGGAGAGAGAUAGAUGGUGUGAAUCGUCGCAUAUUAACUCUGAUAACCUAUGCAGGAUCUGGAGCCUCUGCCCUUUGCUUGGGGGUAGUGCUGGUGAUGCACCUAACUCUUGAGCAACUUUGGAGAGAUUAUCCUUCAAAAAUCCUGCUAAAUCUCUGCACUGCACUGCUGAUGCUAAACCUGAUAUUCCUGGUCAAUUCCUGGCUGUCAUCAUUUAACAACCAUGGCCUGUGUAUCACAGUGGCUGUGUUCCUCCAUUAUUUUCUGCUUGCAGCCUUCACAUGGAUGGGCCUGGAAUCUCUUCACAUGUACUUUGCUCUCAUCAAAGUCUUCCGUAUAUACAUUCCAAACUAUAUACUGAAAUGCUGCAUUGCUGGGUGGGGAAUACCAGCUGUUGUAGUUGCUACUCUCCUCAUUAUAAAUACGGACUUUUAUGGAUCAUUUUCUAAAAACCAGAACUCAUUCACUUUUUUUUGCUGGAUUCAAGAUGAUAUUGUCUUUUACAUCGCCGUUGUCGCCUAUUUCUGCUUAAUAUUUCUGAUUAACAUAGUGAUGUUCAUCAGUGUUCUUCUUCAAAUUCAUAUCAUGAAAUCAAAGCAGCAAAUUAAAUCCAAGAACUGGAAGCAGGGCUUUCUUCAUGAUCUGCGCAGCACGGUCAUCCUGUCAUUCUUACUCGGCUUAACCUGGGGUUUUGCCUUUUUUGCCUGGGGAUCAGCAAGGAUUUUUUUCUUGUAUGCCUUCACCAUUUGUAACACACUGCAAGGGCUUUUUAUCUUUGUAUAUCAUUGCCUGAUGAAAGAGACGGUGAGGAAGCAGUGCCGAGUGCAAUUUUGCUGGGGGAGGUUUCGGCUCAAUAAUUAUUCUGAUUGGAGCAGCGCAGGAACAUCUGCUGGAUAUAAACCAAGAAAUUUAGAGCAUAAACUAUCAUCACAUUCUUUGAAAUCAACCAAGUCUCUGAAGUCUUAUGCAACAAGCUCAACUUCCAAUGGUUCAGGCUCCUUACCGGAGACAUCUUUGGAUAUGGACUUGAGAGCAGCUGAGGUGCAAUACAACCCGGGCUCUGUAACUCCAUCUGCUUAUCAGGUAAAACAUCCUCGGGCAAGAAGAAUAUCACCUGUGGAUCUACAACUGCACAGUACGCAGAAAACUAAGUUUUUGCAGUGAUACCCAACCUGUUUUUUUCUGCUUAACUGAAGACUGUCCUAUUUUGUGGCCUGUACAAAUAAAUGUUUAUCCAAGUAUUUAUUUUUUUAAUUAUAAAAUAAGCAUUCUGAAGAUUGUUAUAGGGCUAAAGU
Messenger RNA from Gopherus flavomarginatus (Mexican gopher tortoise), 2363 nucleotides. RefSeq names its product adhesion G protein-coupled receptor G4 (gene ADGRG4). The transcript is spliced from 16 exons. Gene Ontology annotation, molecular function: G protein-coupled receptor activity. Gene Ontology annotation, biological process: cell surface receptor signaling pathway; adenylate cyclase-activating G protein-coupled receptor signaling pathway. Gene Ontology annotation, cellular component: membrane. The record is from RefSeq and is a predicted model, not a curated record. NCBI's taxonomy places the organism in Eukaryota, Metazoa, Chordata, Testudines, Testudinidae. Bases 1 to 2232 code for a protein of 743 amino acids.